Molecule: messenger RNA, 561 nt
Organism: Angiostrongylus costaricensis
Lineage: Eukaryota; Metazoa; Nematoda; Chromadorea; Rhabditida; Metastrongylidae
Source: the annotation of a GenBank genome assembly
UUGAAACGAGAAGACCAGGCAUUGCCUAACAUUAAACAGUAUUUUGUUGAAUGUCCUGGACGAGACGCUAAGUACCAAGCUGUCGUUGAACUGUACAGCGGGCUGACAAUUGCUUCAUGUGUGAUCUUCACCCAUACGAGAAGAAGUGCGUCUUGGUUAGCUGAGCGGAUGGUUGAGAAAGGACAUUUGGUUGGUGUUCUACAUGGGGAAAUGUCGGUAGAAGAACGCGCUGAGUCGAUACAGCGGUUUAAAGACGGCGACUUUAAAGUCCUUAUUACCACGAAUGUCUGCGCUAGAGGCAUCGAUGUGUCGCAAGUAACGAUCGUCAUCAACUACGAUCCUCCCCUUAUGUACGAGAAUCCUUCUGAGCCCGAUUAUGACACCUACCUUCAUCGCAUCGGACGCACUGGGCGGUUUGGAAAAGCUGGUAUUGCUAUUAACUUCGUGGAUAGUCGUGAAGUUUUAAUAGUGAUUAAAAAAAUCGAAGCUUUCUUCGGAAAGCCGAUUCCAAAAUUGGAUCCAAGUGACUUGGAACAGCUGGAGGCGGUUGAGAAUGAUUGA